Humulus lupulus (European hop) is the source of this 1495-nucleotide messenger RNA. RefSeq lists its product as uncharacterized. The transcript has a single exon. Bases 420 to 1271 code for a protein of 283 amino acids. The record is from RefSeq and is a predicted model, not a curated record. Gene Ontology annotation, molecular function: voltage-gated proton channel activity. NCBI's taxonomy places the organism in Eukaryota, Viridiplantae, Streptophyta, Magnoliopsida, Rosales, Cannabaceae. Gene Ontology annotation, biological process: proton transmembrane transport. Gene Ontology annotation, cellular component: plasma membrane.
UCGAAUUUUCCUUCAAUUUUUUAAUUUUAUGAAUAUACGUCAAUUUUUAUUUUUAAUUUUUUUAAGUUUUAUUUUAUUUAUUUAUUUGAACAAAUCCGAACGGGAUAGAAAAUGUGACUCAAAUAUUUGAAAGUUAGUUAGGGUAGCUUUUACCGACUUUUGGAAAGUAGCAGUACAACUCUACUGAAAUGGAUUAUUGCUUAGGUUUCUUCAUGCUUAACGUAACCUCAAGCUAUAUAUGACGACACAUACAGCCACUUGCAUCAACUCAACGUGACUCCAAAGCUUAUUCUAUCUAAUACAACCUCUCUCUCUCUCUCUCUCUCUCUCUCUAUUUAUAUAUAUCUAUAUAUAAUUAUUCUAUUAAACAUAUACCAAAUUAGUUACACAUUCACCUCAAUCAUACAAAUUUCAUCAUUAUGAAUACCAUUUCCACCAUUAACAAUACCAACCCCCAUUCUUCUUCUUCUUCUUCUCUCGACCAGAUUCACAUACAAAAACCCUCACAAGAGCCCCCGCUUUCAACCAACUCAAUCGCCAUUGAUGAAUCACUCCAAUCCUCCAUUCAAAAUCUCCUCAAGAACUGGCGCAGAAGGCAACAAUGGAAGAAGCUCUUCUUCGCCCACCCCAACCGACAAAACACAGCACCAUGGCGGAAAAAGCUGACAGAUUUCCUCGAAUCCAAACAGAUUCGAUGUAUCUCCAUUUUUCUUAUCCUUGUUGACUUAAUUCUCACCACUCUCGAGCUCUCCUCCACUCUGAUUUCUUGCGAUGAAAACAAGCAUAAGAGUAAUAAAAGCAGCCAUCACUCCGACACUGACCGAUUGGGACCAACGCAGUUGUACCACUGGGCGGGAAUCACGAUCCUCUGCCUUCUUUUCUCAAAGAUAGUGGUGAUGGCCGUGGGGCUCGGCCGCGCAAUUGUAAGGCGUCCGGGGUAUGUGGUGGACGGCGUCGUUUUAGCAGUGGCGCUGGUCUUGGAGAUUUUUCUUGAAGGGGAAGGGGGAGGGUUUCUAGUGGUGGUGAGCUUGUGGCGUGUGGUGAGAGUGGUGGAGAGCGCGUUCGAGUUGAGUGACGACGCCAUUGAAGCGCAGAUCAAAGGCAUCGUUGCCCAGUUUGAGGCGUUGCGAGAAGAGAAUAGGAGGCUUUUUGAGGUAAUUGAGGAAAAGGAUAAGAUCAUCGAGAAGCUUGUUCAAGAUUCGGAACGGUGUGGAGAAGCGCUGCCUUUGCAGACGGAUCGCAUAUCAGCUAUUCAUUUUAUUGAUAAGUAAAUAGUAAUAAAAACCAAUUAAGAUGUACAUAAGAUAAGUAAUUAUGAAAAGCUUGAGUUGUAAUGUAAAAUAAAAUAGGAGCCAUUUUUCUCCGGACAGCAACACACAAUUUACUUAUAACAAUAAGUGUAAGAAUUUAUUUUGUAUAAAUGGAACACUCAACACCAUUAUAUAUAUUUUUAUAUAUAUGUAUUUGAAAAUGUAACACCAAUAUUGAAUGAGAG